AUGAUCAUGACACCUACUUAUUUGAUAGUGUUAUUUCUUCACUAUCCUAUCUUUCUUUUGGCUGAUCAAGUUAUCGAAGAAACUUAUCCAUAUUAUUCAUUCCAAUUAGCAGAAAAUCCAUUUUCAUCCAUUUAUAAUAAUGAAAUGGAAAGUAAUCCAAAAUAUUGGUUGUUCACUAAUCAAGAGUUAACUACACCAGAUGAAUAUUUCACUACUGCUACUACUACCACACCUAAAUGGUUUACACGUAAAGAAGUUGGCAUAAACAGUGAUAUUGAAAAUAAUGAAGAUAAUAUUAUUCUACCAAGAAAUAAAGAAGAUAAAAUUAAUUCACUUAGAAAUGUUCUACUACGUCAAAGUUUAACAGAUUCAUCAGUUUAUCAACAGAAUGAUGAUCGUUUAUAUAGUGGGAAUCAAUUGCAAGAAACAAACACUGUCUUAGCUGAACGAGUUCGACUGUUGACAAUGAAAGAACAACUGGCUAAAGAAGCAGCUAACACAAGUACACGCUUUUUCGCACGUGAAAAACAAUCUCCCUAUAAUAAAACAUCUGAUUGA
Schistosoma turkestanicum is the source of this 558-nucleotide messenger RNA. Lineage: Eukaryota; Metazoa; Platyhelminthes; Trematoda; Strigeidida; Schistosomatidae. The record is from the annotation of a GenBank genome assembly.